Dicrocoelium dendriticum is the source of this 687-nucleotide messenger RNA. The record is from the annotation of a GenBank genome assembly. Lineage: Eukaryota; Metazoa; Platyhelminthes; Trematoda; Plagiorchiida; Dicrocoeliidae.
AUGUUACAGUCAGCGCUCAUCCUGCUCUCCUUUUCGCUUCUACGGAAUGUUUUUGCGGCUUUUAGUGAGGAGGGCUUGAUGCUACCAAACAAAUGCGAAGUUUGCAGGAUACUUGUGAAUGAAGUCAUCAUGCGCUUAAAUGAAACAAAGUCCAGUUCUCUUCUCACCGUUUCCCCAUCAAGAAACACUGCGGGAACUAUUGAAUAUAAUCGAUCUGAGCUGCGUCUAUUGGAAGUGUUAGAAAGUCCACCUAUUUGUAAUAGAAUGCUAGAAUAUCGAAUCCAUAAAGAGCGCACUGGCCUCCGACGUUUCGACAAAGGUGUUCCGGAGACCGUUCAGUCUCUCACUGAACUAGUCAAUCGCGGUGUUGAUGUAAAGUUAGAUGUUCCGUUCGAAAUGUGGGACCGGCCAUCUAUUGAGAUUACUACUUUGUUCAAGCAAUGUGUUGCUUUGAUAUCUUCUUUUCAAGAUGACAUUGAGGAGUGGUUUUAUGACUACCAGGGCUCAGUCGAUCUAUUGAAUUAUCUCUGCCGCGAUCGAGUGUUGGACGACUCUGAAAAAGCACUGGAGAGUAAACAACAGCUAUACCUAACGUGCACUGUGUCAGAAGCCCCAUCCAGUGAAAGAGAGCAGUGGUCAGAAGUAAAACAGAACACAUUUGCUCAUGCACUCACCAGUAUCAAGUAA